ACAGUAGCCACCAGCCUUUAGACUUGGUGUGGCUGAUUUAUUAAUUCUAAUGAAUGUUUGACCCAGUCGUAACCCUUAAAGUUUGAAGUUAUGUUUCGUAAUCAGUACGACAGUGAUGCAAUAACAUGGAGUCCUCAAGGAAGAUUGCAUCAGGUAGAGUACGCAAUGGAAGCAGUAAAACAAGGUUCUUGCGCUGUUGGUUUAAAGUCCAGUACCCAUGUUGUUUUGUUAGGUUUAAAGAGAUCCGCCCACGAGCUCUCGACUCAUCAGAAAAAGGUUUUAUACAUUGACGAUCAUAUCGGUUGCGCUAUUGCUGGUUUGACUUCUGAUGCUAGGAUGCUGAGUAAGUUUAUGAGAACAGAAUGUUUGCAUUCCAAGUUUGCUUUUGAAACGCCGAUGCCUAUACAAAGACUUGUAGCCAAGCUGGGGGAUAAGGCCCAAGUCACAACUCAACAGUAUGGAGGACGACCGUAUGGGGUUGGGCUACUCAUAGGCGGCUUUGACAAGAUUGCAGGACCGAAACUUUAUCAGUUCUGUCCUUCAGCCAACUUUUUUGAUUGCCAGGCCAUGGCUAUUGGAUCACGCUCACAAUCUUCACGAACUUAUCUGGAGAGAAACUUAUCAAAGUUUUUAAACGCCAAGAGGGACGAACUGAUUAUUUACGGCCUUCACGCACUAAGGGAUAGUCUGCCUAACAAUUAUGAGCUAACUGUUCACAACACUUCAGUUCUUGUUGUAAGCGCCAACGAAGUUUGUAAACUUAUCGAAGAAGAGGAAAUUGCUAAGCUUUUAAGCCAACUGGAAAGUCGAUCGAAAAGGGAAGAAACUAUAGAAGGCGAAGAGGUCGGUACGAAAAAAGAUUCGGAACAAGAACAACAUGAGCGCGAUUUAUCUAUGCAACUUGACGAAUAAAAUAAAUUAUACUUAAGAAGAGUUACAUAACAUAUACAAGUGUUCAUAAUUGAAAAUAAGAAAGUAGUGACAGAAACUAUAGUGCACCUUGUUUUAUCAAAUUCUUCGAAUACUGAGCAUUGCAAGCUGCCUUCCUUAAAAUAGCUCAAGUUCU
Messenger RNA from Zophobas morio, 1066 nucleotides. RefSeq names its product proteasome subunit alpha type-1-like. The coding region runs from base 91 to 912 and encodes 273 amino acids. Gene Ontology annotation, cellular component: proteasome core complex; nucleus; proteasome core complex, alpha-subunit complex. NCBI's taxonomy places the organism in Eukaryota, Metazoa, Arthropoda, Insecta, Coleoptera, Tenebrionidae. The transcript is spliced from 8 exons. Gene Ontology annotation, biological process: proteasomal protein catabolic process; ubiquitin-dependent protein catabolic process. The record is from RefSeq and is a predicted model, not a curated record.